This is a messenger RNA of Episyrphus balteatus (marmalade hoverfly), 3955 nucleotides long. RefSeq lists its product as uncharacterized. The coding region runs from base 258 to 3776 and encodes 1172 amino acids. The record is from RefSeq and is a predicted model, not a curated record. NCBI's taxonomy places the organism in Eukaryota, Metazoa, Arthropoda, Insecta, Diptera, Syrphidae. Gene Ontology annotation, molecular function: metal ion binding. The transcript has 9 exons.
UUUUGCCUGCUUCUGAUUACUAUACUGAAUAAAAAUUGGCCAAAUAGUUGUAUAUAGCGUAAAAUUUGAUCAUUUAAUUAAUUUGGCUAUCGCAAUUAUAUCUAACACUGAAAAAUAUACAAUCAAAGAUUACUUUCUAAAACAAAGUUUAUGGAAAAAACAUGGUUGGAUGGGAUUGUAAUUAGUUACUGUUUUGUUAAGCAUACGCUCAAAGCGCGAGAAGGUUUAAAAAUAUUUGAACAAAUUAGACACAAAUAAUGUCGGACGCGGAGUCGUCGGCUGUCCGACUUGAAGACGGCGAAAUAGACGAAAGCAAUGAGUCGUCUGUUUUACCACAGCCAAAUACUGACGGUGGUACCAUAAAUGACUUAAAUAUAUUCGUCAAGGAUGCGCAAAAAGCAGAUAAAAGUGAUGGUACAUCUCCAUCUUCGUCUGCAGUUUUCGAUGCUCACACAAACAAUCAACAGAAAAAAAGAAAAUCCUCUCAGUCUCACAAUUCCGAAAACGCCUAUCUUAAUGAUGAAGAAAUUGUUUAUAUUGAUGAAAAUGAAAUGCUUUGUGUACGUGGUGGAAGUCCUGUAGCCUUUGUCGUAGAACGAUUAAGUUACGGUAAAAAAUCUCCAUUGGAAGAUUGUGAUACUAUUUCAAAUGACACUACACCACCAAAGAAAAGAAAAACUUUAGGAAAGCGCCGGAGUAAACGAACAACUCCAAGGAAACUAGCCAAAGACAUGAGUGCAUCCUCAGAAGAGAACUCCGAUUUGGAGAGAAGUCAAUCACGACAAGAAAAUCAAGUUAAACAUCCACAAGUCUGUAAAUUUUAUCUUCAAAACUGUUGUGUUAAAAAAUAUAAAUGUGAGUACAUGCAUUCAGAAUUUCCCUGUAAAUUCUAUUACAUGGGAUUAAAGUGUUCAGAUGAAGCAUCUGAUACUGGAUGCAAACUAGCUCACGGAGGUCCGUUGUCAGCCGAAAUGCUUAGUAACCUUACUCGUCAUAUAAUGAGAGCACCAAUUGGUGUUUUGGGUGAGGAAUUUGUUGAAAUACGAUCUAAGAUGGCAGUUGGUGAAGUAAAUUCUAUGUUAAAAAAGACCCAAGAUACUCUUACACCACCACAAGUUGAUGGGAAUGUAUUAUCAUCGCCCCAAAAAGAUUCAUCGACGUUCUUUGCUACACUCAGGGAGAAAUUAUAUUUUCUGAAUGAAGAUCAACUCAAUGGGUUACAAAAACUUGAAAUUACAAAAGUCGAUGAUUUGCUUAAUUUGACGUUAGCUCAGUUAAACGCAAUUGGUAUUCAUGCGAUCCAAAUUGAAGCUAUACAAAUGAGCUUUGUAGCUGGAGAAGAUACGGAUAUGAGAAGUUUGUUACCAACACAAUUAGAAGUGCCAAUGGAACAAAAACAAAUUCCAAGUUUUGAAGUUGUCUGCUUGAAUAAUAGGACAGGGUCUAGAGAGAGUUGGUACGAGGAAGAGGAAGGACCUUUGGUGAUCGAUGAAACUAAUGAAACUGACGAUGAAAACAAAGCUAACACUGCAGAGGAAGAUGACUUUAUUAUUGAUGUUGUAGGAGACAGUGAUACGAAUUCUAACUCAAGUACACCAAACGACAAAGAAAUUGAUUUAACAGACAAAAAUGAACAUGCGUUAGCUGCUAUAUCUAUUGAUGAUACAGAGCACUCCCAGCAUUUUGUCAUCGAAGAGACUCAGGAAGGAAUACAAGUACUUCCGAAUUCUCCAGCAUUUCUAAACGAGCCUAAAACAUUUAUACGCUCAGAAAAAGUGAAUAACGAAUUUGAAGGGUUGGAAAAUGAUAACAGUAAACUGAAUGAGGAUCGACUCAAUAAAAAUACACAAGGCUCAAGUGAAGAUUUAUCAAAUGUGACAAAUAUAAUUGAAAAACCGAACGACGUGCAAAUUCAAGAAGACCAAGAAGUUGAUGAAAAUAAACAAGACACUAUUGGUAAUGUUUCGGCUACAGAAAACAUGAUUGAAAAACAAAUCGAGAAAGAAAAUCAUGAAAGUUCUAAACUUGAUGCAAAUACACAAGAUGGUAAUGAAAAUUUAUCAGCUGUGGAAAACAUCAUUGAAAAACAAAUCAUGAUAGAAGUUCAUAAGGAAACUCAAUUUCAUAAAAACAAGCAAGAUGCUUUUGAAAACUUGCCACUUGUAAAAGAUACGGUUGAAAAACAAAUCGAGGUAAAAAAUCAAGACGAAAUUCAAUCUGAUAAGAAAAAAACAGAUACGAAUGAAGAUUUAUCAUUUCAAAAGAGAAAUAAAAACUUAUCAGAUCAGAAAAGAAAAGAAACAUUGAAAGAAGAUGAAGAUAAAACUUUUUCAUAUUCACCAAAGAAAAAAACUUACCAAUCUAAUAUUGAUCGAGAAGAGGAAAAAAGUAAUACUUCAAUAGAUUUGCCAUUAAAAUCCUUGGCAAAAAGUAGAUGUACAUCUCCGCUUCCAGAAGUCAAAGCCACAAGAGAUAAUAAACUGAUAUCUAAUCCAAAAUCGGAAAAUGUCAUUGCAGAGAUCGAUCUUACAAUUUUAUCACCCCCUAGGCGAUCAAUAAAAUCACCAAUUCGAUUCAAGAGCGAACCAAAGCGAGAGUACGCCAAUCCAUUUCAAAGAAAAAUUAAUUUUUCAGAUAACGAGAACAAAGAGUUUUGUUCGCCAGUAAAAGAGCAAAGAAAGAAAUUUGUACCUCCGUCUAACUUUAAACCAAAUAAACAAAUGCAAGACGAUAAUUCUUCGGAGGAUUGGGAUGCAGAUGAGAAGAGUGAUAUACAAAGUCCGCCUAAAGAAAUUGCAUCCCCUGAUCAAUCUGAAGAUGAGUCGACAAAUUUUGUAGCAGACGGCACAUGCCCGGAAUUUCCCCGAAGAACAAAAAAUUUGGAUAACUAUCAGCCUGCUCUAGAAAUAAAUGCUCAUCUUACUUAUCCGCCAAUGGAAUAUAAACUCCAUCAGAUUUAUAUGCCCGAAUACGAAGUAAAUAGGCCAACACAAGUGGAAAAACUUCUCAAAGCAAAUAGUACCGAUCCUAGAUUAAAGAAGUUUGUUGAGAAGGAAAAGAACCAUGGUGUAUUUCCCCAAUCUGAAUACAGUUUCUUUCCACCAAAUAUAUCUCAAUGCGAUCCACGUCUUCGUCCUGGCUGUGGAAAUAGUUGCCCAGACCAGAACUAUAAUGUUAGUCGGGUACUUUACAGUUAUUUACAGCGAUCACAGUGGUACCAAGAGCUAAAGUCUAAUCUAAAAAUUCAAAUCAAUCACUCAGUGUCGGAUCUAGUACGAGCAUUAAAUUACUUCUAUAAAGAUCCAACACCCCAGAAGAUAUUUGAUUUAUUUCAAAUCGAAUGUGCUGGGGUUCUCCUUGAGGUUAUGCGAAAUGUUGGAAUUUUCAUUGAUGUCAACGGAAAUAUAACAGAAGAAGCAAAUUAUAAGCAGCUGUGUGCUACAAUGCAACAACAGCAAUCGCAAGAAGCUUUUCCAGCUGGAAGCCACAAUCAUCCGAAGCCAGGAUUAUUGGGUUUUGCACCACCUGGAGUUCCUCAUCCACAUCAGAACAAUUCUCAAAUGAGCAAUGAAAAUAGUUUCGCAAGACAAGCGUUUGGCAACGAUUGCUUUUGUAUCAAUAACAAUAACGAUUUUCAACCCAACGGAAAUAGCUUCUAUGUUGGAGGUAGGUUUCCAAUGAAUCGCAACCCAGAACCAGAUUUUAAUUCCAAUUUUGAACCAAUGCCUUACCACAACCAUAGACAACCACAAAAAAGACAUUUUAAAAGGCACUAAAAACCCAUCUGGUUGUUGAAUUAAAUGUUUUAAGUUUGUUAUUUUCUGUAAGUACCUAAUUUUUUUUUUAAUGUUUUUGUAUCAAAAUUACAAAAGAUUAUGUUUUAGACGUUGAACAUGAUUCAGUUUAUUAUGUGGAGCAUAAUAAAAUAUUUUUUUUUCAAUCAUAAAUUCCCUAA